Molecule: messenger RNA, 2680 nt
Organism: Cygnus olor (mute swan)
Lineage: Eukaryota; Metazoa; Chordata; Aves; Anseriformes; Anatidae
Gene: PI15
Product: peptidase inhibitor 15
Exons: 6
Coding region: 284-1060 (258 amino acids)
Cellular component (GO): extracellular region
Source: RefSeq, a predicted model, not a curated record
CCUUUAGAGAAACUGCCUGUUCUGGAUCAUGCAGGCUGUAACAUAUAAAAGCUGUUAGCAGCUCCUGUGGCCAGAAAGCUUCACAACCAGCAGAGUUUUGUUCUUUGGGGGUUUGUAAUAAGAGACACUCCUUCACAAAGGUUCAUAUCACCACAUAGGAGAGUGCUAUAUAUACUGGGAGAACAAUAGACUGUAUUCUUUUUUGGUAUUAUCCAGAGAUCUGUUCCCUACUGCCCUGACUUAAAGCAGAGUACCUCUGUGUCCUUUCUCCUCUGGUCCCAAAAUGACAGCAAUCACUGCAAUCAGUUGUGCUUUCUUAUUUUCCAUUCUCUGUGAAACAAGUGCAUUAGUGUUACCCAACUCCACUGACCUACUCCUGUCAAACAAUAAUUUCACUGACAUUGAGACGGCUUUGGCAGCUCAUCUGGACUCUGCAAAAAUUCCCAAAGCCAGGCGGAAGCGCUACAUUUCACAGAAUGACAUGAUUGCCAUUCUUGAUUACCAUAAUCAAGUCAGAGGCAAAGUCUUCCCACCUGCUUCCAACAUGGAAUAUAUGGUUUGGGAUGAAACUCUGGCCAAAUCUGCAGAGGCUUGGGCUGCUACUUGCAUUUGGGACCAUGGACCUUCCUACUUACUGAGAUUCUUGGGCCAGAACCUGUCUGUGAGAACUGGAAGGUAUCGAUCUAUUCUCCAGCUGGUAAAGCCAUGGUACGAUGAGGUGAAGGAUUAUGCUUUCCCUUAUCCUCAGGAUUGCAACCCCAGGUGUCCCAUGCGAUGCUAUGGACCCAUGUGCACCCAUUACACACAGAUGGUUUGGGCCACUUCCAACCGUAUAGGCUGCGCAAUCCACACAUGCCACAAUAUGAACGUCUGGGGAUCUGUUUGGCGACGAGCUGUUUACUUGGUAUGCAACUAUGCCCCAAAGGGGAAUUGGAUUGGAGAAGCACCAUAUAAAGUAGGAGUGCCAUGUUCUGCUUGCCCUCCAAGCUAUGGAGGCUCUUGUACCCACAACCUUUGUUUCCCAGGAGUAACAUCAAACUACUUAUAUUGGUUUAAAUAAGUUCAUGUUUACAUUAUUUAAAAACAAAACAAACAAACAUGGAUGAGUAACAAGAAGCUUGUAUAUUGAAUUUUGCACAUAUUAUAUAUAGAGAGAUCCUGUAAUAAUACUCUGAUGUUUUCUUUUUGUAUGCUUUUGUAUAAUUAGCUUUCAAAGUAUAGUAUAAUUUGUUUUAAACCCUUUGGGAUUUAUGACUCACAUUAACCCUUUUAGAUUAACAUUUUGUAAAGGUGAGCAAACUAAUUUUCACCUUAGCGAGUGUAGCUUCCUGAAGAUAGGUUCUGUUAAAAGCACAUUGAAAGGUACUGUCAACUUAUACCUAAAAUAUAAUAUCCUUUAAAAAAUAAUACGUCUAGAAAGAGAAGGGUCAUUGUUUAAUACUGUGCUUUAAAAAUGGAGUGUGACAUGCAACGAAACAAUUUGUCCUCACACUACCAAUGGUUCUUCCCAUUUACACCUGUGCUUUCAUCUGUAGUGUCUGGGACUCUGAGCAGAGGAAAACAUAUGUGCAAGAGAAACUGCAGGAUAUUACCUACCUCAUGCACAACAUUAAUUCAUUUAUAGUGUUUCAAGAGUUCAGCACACGGCUGCUGCUAUCAUCAAUGAUGCCUGUGUGCAGACAGGAAAAGUAGAAUAAGAAACCACACUGGCCAAGAUGCAGUAGCUGUUAACUCACAUGCCUAAUCUUAUCUAGAUAGAAAGCUACAUCACUAUAUAUAUACUGGUAUAAUCAAUACAGCCAAACAUUAUAUUCCCAUGUUUUUGAACAUUACAUUCACAAUGGUAUAAAUGUGCUUUGCUGCAAUAUAGUUUUUCCAGUACAGGAAGGCAAAGAAAUAUAUUUCCACAAAGCAGUCUAUAUCAAUACAUGACAUCCAAACUAAGCCCUUUACACUAUUAUCUUACCAGUAUAUGUGCUAUUCACCUGACUGAAACUCAUCCAGGUAAAACGUUAAGACGAGCCUAAAAGUAGAUAAUAGGAUUUCCAAAUAAAAUAUUAAAAAUUAAUUAGGCGACUUUAAAAUUUCAUACAGAUUUGUGAUAAAUAUUUCAAAUUUCUAAAGCAAUUGGCAGUGCCCUUUAAAAUAUGUUUUGCUAUUUCCUGAAAAUAUCUGUAUGAAUUAUUAAAAAACAAAUUAUUCACACCCUUUCUGUAAAAAACUGAACAUCUUAUGGGUGCUUACUAUAAUCCCCAGUGUACACCCAUAAAGAGGGCAUACAUUUCAAGCUAGACUACUAUACAGGUAGUUUUCUUGAAAAGGAGAUCAUAAAAAGGAGGAAAUCCAAUGUCUACCACAACUAGUAUGCCAUUGAAAUAGCCUAGAGUCUUGGCUUUAUAUUACAGGGUGGAAUUUAUUCCACUUUAAGUACAGGUGUUUACUGUGCUUGCACUGCUACAUUUAGACCUCUGAAAUUUACAACCUUUGAAAAAUAAUAUUGAGUAGAGGAAGCAGAACAACAGAGGAUAAUUCCACUGGUGCUGUGUGUCUUUAAGUCACUAAUUCAGACCUUUUGAGGGUGUUUGAGGCAGUCUGUUACUAGAAUAUGAAAUAUCAUAUUGGUGCUAAAAAACAAAAACAAACAAAAAACAACAAACCAACCAACCAACCAACCAACCAA